This is a messenger RNA of Fraxinus pennsylvanica, 918 nucleotides long. The record is from the annotation of a GenBank genome assembly. Lineage: Eukaryota; Viridiplantae; Streptophyta; Magnoliopsida; Lamiales; Oleaceae.
AUGGCAGAAUCAUCAGAUUUUCUGGCAACAAAAAGGAUUGCAGUAGUGACAGGAGCAAACAAAGGUAUAGGAAUUGAAAUAUGCAGACAGCUAGUCUUAAAGGGAAUUACAGUGGUUUUAACUGCCAGAGACGUGAAGAAGGGUGUUGAAGCUGUAGAGAAACUCAAAGGGUCUUCUACUUGUAGUUAUUUCUUCGAUAAUCUCAUUUUCCAUCAGCUUGAUGUUGUUGAUGCCUCCAGUAUUGCUCAUCUUGCAGAUUUCAUCAAGACUGAAUUUGGAAAACUUGAUAUCUUGGUGAAUAAUGCAGCAGUAAUUGGAAUAAAUGUGGAUUUGACUGCUGUUAGAGCUUCAACAAGUAGUAAACAAGGAUUAUACAUAAACUGGAGUGAGGUGUCAACUCAAAAUUAUGAACUGGCAGAAGAAUGCUUGAAGAUAAAUUACUAUGGUGCAAAAAAUGUGGCCGAAGCCCUUAUACCUCUCCUUCAGUUAUCCGACUCAGCAAGGAUCGUCAAUAUCUCCUCUUCCUCUGGUAAGUUAAAGUUUGUUUCCAAUGAAUGGGCUAAAGGAAUAUUAAGCGAUGCCAAUAGCCUUACUGAAGAAAAAGUUGACGCUGUUUUGAACGAGUUUUUAACAGAUAUUAGUGCAAAUCUGUUAGAAGACAAAGGCUGGCCUUCGAUUCUCACUGCUUAUACAUUAUCAAAAGCUGCAAUGAAUGCUUACACAAGGAUACUGGCCAAGAAAUAUCCCAAUUUAUUGAUCAAUUCCAUCUGCCCUGGCUAUGUGAAAACUGAUAUGAACUACAAUAGAGGCGUCUCAAGUGUCGAAGAAGGAGCUGAGAGUCCAGUGUGGCUCGCGCUAUUGCCCGAUGGAGCUCCUUCCGGGUUCUUCUUUUCUAGGAAGGACAUAUCGUCUUUUUGA